This is a messenger RNA of Coregonus sp. 'balchen', 5638 nucleotides long. The record is from the annotation of a GenBank genome assembly. NCBI's taxonomy places the organism in Eukaryota, Metazoa, Chordata, Actinopteri, Salmoniformes, Salmonidae.
AUGGAGAUCACCCAUCUCCUACUCCUACUCUGUGCAGGUAAGGACUCAAACUAUCUAACACAGGAAUGGGAAACUCCAGUCCUCAGGCACCAGAGCCUGUCACUUAAAUUAAGUAAUUUAACCAUUAUAGUCACAGAUUAUUCAUAUACCUGCUUUCCCAGAUCUAAAUCAUAUGUUUGGGUGGCAGGUGGCCUAGUGGUUAGAGUGCUGGGCCAAUAACCAAAAGGUAGCUGGUUAAAAUACCAGAGCUGACAAGGUGAAAAAUCUGUUGAUGUGCCAUUGAGCAAGGCACUUAACCCUAACUUGCUGGGGUGCUGUACUACUAUGGCUGAUCCUGUAAAAACAACACAUUUCACUGCACCUAUCUGGAGUAUUUGACAUUAAAACAUCUUAAGAAAUAACAAAACCCUAUUGACAGUCCAGUGAUGCCCAUUGCCCACAAGAUUAGUAACACGUGAGAUAGCAACCUGGGUCUCCCACGGGAGCAACCAACAUCUUAGACCAAUAGGAAAUUGAAGUCUGCAGGUGGAGUUACCUCAUCACGACUCAUGUCCGCUACAGUCACGCCCCUUUGACCUCCUCCCCCAUGAGACCGCCCCACGUUAGGCACCAUUGUAACAGGCGUGAUCUGAACCCGGGUCUCCAGAAACCAACGUCUUAGACCGUUAGACCGAUAGGAAAUUCCCCUAUUGGGCUAUGGGCAGACACUGGUUUUGACGUUCGCAGGCGGGGUUACCUCAUCACGUGACCAUUACUGACUCAUAUCCACUACAUAAACACAAUAUCACAAAGCAUUAAACUAACCUCUCUUUACUUCAUUUGUUGGCCAUAUGCUAACAUACUUUCUGUCCUCAGGUGUCUGCUGCACAGCCGUUCAUAGCCGUCUCAGACAGUUUCAUCUCAAUAUGACAAGUGCCGAAUGGAGAGAAGCACUGACAUGCUGCCGGACGAACUAUACUGAUCUAGUCACUGUGUACAAUCAGGAGGAAGCUAAGCAGCUGAAACUGUUAUUGACAUCUAAUGACAACACAAGUGCCUGGAUAGGUCUCAGUCGCAAAGAGCACAGUCUGAAGUGGUCCAAUGGAGACCCUGUUAAUUUCAUUCCAUGGUUACCACUUCCAAGCCCGCACACAGAGCCAAUGUGUUUUUCAAUAAUCAAAAACAAUACAAUAUGGUAUAAUUGUACAGAUAAUAAAUACUUCAUGUGUUACAAAAAAGGUAAAACAUUCAAUACACUAAAACAUUUCCUGUAUCUUGUAUCUAAAUAUUAUGAUAUUUAUAUCAAACUAAGUUGCAUAUGAAUCUUAUGUCUUUGGAGACAAAUUGCAAAAAUUAAUAUCAAUAAUAAAAUCGAUCUAUUCUGUGUGUGUGUGUGCAUGCGUGCGUGCGCGGGCGUGUGUGUGUUUAGGGGUCCAUGAUUCCUCCCUUAGAUACAAGCUGAUUGAACAGAACAUGACCUGGUAUGAGGCUCAGACGUACUGCAGGAAUAAAUACACUGACCUGGUCAGCAUCAUGAAUGAUGUACAGAAGGAGGAAGUGGAGAACAAAGGGAUGAACAGCACUACUCCUUACUGGAUCGGCCUGCUGUAUGAUGACUGGGAGUGGGCUGAUGGAGGGAGAUCUGCCUACAGAGACUGGUGGCACACACCAUCCAUAAAAUAUCCUGGAGCAGCAGAAAAUGGCACAUUUCUGUGGCCAUUUGGUAUGACGACUGUGCCACUCAUAAAUAGAGGCAAUGUACUUUGUUCUGAAGGUAAGUUGUCAAAGAUGAGCAUAGUCAAUGUUUUGAAAAGUUCCAACUGUUGAUCCUUAUGUGCCUGCUCAUCUCACCCCUAAAAGGUGUCAAAAUGAGUUCAAAUACAUAUUUCAACUAUCCUCAAUUAUUUAAUCUGCAAUCUGAAAUGCCACAUCUGAGUCUUUAGGAAGACCUGAAACUGGGAAGAAGCUCUCUUUCAAUAGAGUGUGUCUGCUUUAAGAAAUGAACCAAAGACCAGGGGCCUCAUUUAGAUACCUACUAAAUACACACCAAACCAUGCGUACGCAAGUUUCCCGCAAAAGUAGGGAUUUAUAAAAACGGAACUUGAAGAAGUGAAAAUGUGCUCACCUUCCCACAAACUUUAGACCAUGCGUAUGCACAUUUCUAGUGGUUGAAGUAUUGCAUUGCAAGCAGGCAAGUAGAUUAGUAUUUUGUGCUUUUAUACUUGAAAUAGCUAAUCUACAGUAUUUAUUACUGUGAAGUGUGUCCAAAUUAAAUGAGAGAUGGGACAAAUGGUAGCCUAUCCUAACUUAAUUGUUGUCGGCAUAUAUAAGCUAUUUUGCGAGUAUGAAACCAUCAGUCAGAAAAUGUGAAAUAUGAAAUCAUUUUCUGCAAUGAUCAUGGAAAUGAAAUAGCCUAAAUAAUAGCAAACACACGGAGUGUUCAAAACAUUAGGAACACCUGCUCUUUCCAUGACAUAGACUGACCAGGUCUAUUGAUGUCACUUAUUAAAUCCACUUCAAUCAGUGUAUAUGAAGGGGAGGAGACAGGUUAAAGAAGGAUUUUUAAGCCUUGAGACAAUUGAGACAUGGAUUGUGUAUGUGUGCUAUUUAGAGGGUGAAUGGGCAAGGCAAAAGAUAUAAGUGCCUUUGAACGGGGUAUGGUAGUAGGUGCCAGGCGCACCGGUUUGAGUAUGUCAAGAACUGCAACGUUGCUGGGUUUUUCACACUCAACAGUUUCCCUUGUCCAAUAAAAACAUUGACACAAAUGUGGGAGGCAUGGGAGUCAACAUGAGCCAGCCUUCCUGUGGAAUGCAUUCGAAACCUUGUAGUCCAUGCCCCGAUGAGUUGAGGCUGUUCUGAAGGCAAAAUGGGUUGCAACUCAAUAUUAGGAAGGUGUUCCUAAUGUUUUGUCCACUCCAUGUAUAUUCCCAAAUAUGUUAUUUUCUCUGUUACGCUGUGUGCACUGAACUGACAUGCAUGAUUGUUGAUGACACUCCGAUGUUCAGAUGAAGAUAAUUAAAUAGUCUAUAAUGUGCACUGCAGCAGCUGUGUGUAGCCUGCUGUAGCUGCUGGCAAAGUUAUUCAAAGCCUAUUCUUUAUCACUCAGGAUGUAACGAUCUAGUGCUACUAUUUUUUGCCAUGUAAUGUUGUUAUUAAAAUAAAAACAGACAACCCCAUAGUAAAAUAGUUUACCUGUUUACCUAGUUGGCUUGCUGUUGUGUGUUCUAUGCGAGAUAAAUAUUAUUCUCGAGGCGCAUUCAAGUUGCGAGAGCCAUAGGAGGGAAACGUAUUCUGACAAGCAGUCAAUGAACAGCCAUUCUUAAUGCAAUCGCGGUAAAACACUUUUGAAAGCAGUUUUAGCAAGUUUAUUUUGAAAGCACACCGCAAAACAUGUUUUAUUGGCAGCACAGUAGCCAGUAGGUUACUCUCAAUUUACAGUAAAAUGGCCAGUUGUGCAACAUCUGUAAUGUCCGUGCUUUCAUCAAUUGCAACCGAAAACGCAAUAAAUGACUUUACUUUUUGCUUCAACUUGCUGUCCAAAUCCACUGAAAGAUCGGAAAUCCUGUCUGCAACUGUGUUUCUUGUCAGGCUGAUAUUUGCAAAAGCCUGGUGCUUUUCAGGGCACACAAUCUCUGCUGCCUUUCAUUAGCAAUGAGGUAGCUAGCUUUCACUGCAGCGUCACUGAUGUCUCGGCUGUGAGUAAACACAGACUGCUGUUUCUUCAGACCCACCAACAGUUCAUUCACCUUCUCUCUUCUCCGCUGUCCUUGAAAGUUGUCAUAUUUGUCGGCAUGAAGACUCACAUAGUGGCGACGAAGGUUAUAUUCUUUCAGCACUGCAACAUGCUGUGAACACACCAAACAUACAGCUUUCCCAUUCAAUUCCGUGAAUAAAUAGAAGGAUGACAAUUUUUCUUGGAACACUCUGCACUCUGCGUCCACUUUUCUCUUUUUUGACAGAGACAUAUUGGGGCAAUGAGGGUGCCAAAGCACAUAAUGUUAAAAGUAGAAGCCGUAAUAAAUAUAGCGGGCAAAACAAAGUAGCUCAUCCGGACUGGCUGCACUUGCUUGACCUAUUUGCUCUGCCCUGGCAUAAACAGUUUGCUUGCUUAACACAAUUGCUAUUGCGCCAUCCAGUGGACACAAUUGGAACAGCAUUUUAUUUUAUUGAAAAAUUGCAGCUCAUUUUUAUACUUUACAAAAUCAUCUCGCGAGACGGAUUAAACCCGUUUGCGGGCCUGAUCCGGCCCGCGGGCCGGACGUUUGACACCCCUGAUAUAGACCAUGCAUUGGCAAUAUGCAUGGUCCAAUAUGUUAAAAUAAUUUUUACAUAAUUUUUACCAGUAUGUUAUUGGGCCCAUUUCUAGAGGUGGAAAUUAUAUUUGAGAUCAGAAUCAUUUAAUUUAAUUAAAUAUUGGAGUCACCAGAACUGAGCUACAUAACAAUUAUCCCGGGGAGAACCCCAAACAUUUUAGUCUUUUAGCAGACAAUCUUAUCCAGAGAAACUAGGGUUAAGUGCCUUCAAGGGCAUAUUGACAGAUUUGUUUUAUCUAGUUGGCUCGGGGAUUCAAACCUUUCGGUUACCACUAGGCUACCUGCCACCCUAAGCAAGGGGACUGGAAUUGGUCAAACUCACAGUUUAAUACAUGUACAAAUUUAUCCUCUGUCCCUAAAAGCAUGACUUUCUUACAUGAAAAGGGAUUUUUUUUGCUUUAACCCUUGCCCUUGGGAACAAGCUCUAAUCUUUAAUGUUCAUUUACAUAUCUAUUAUUUCUUAUUUAUCCAUUCAAAGAAAGCAAAAGUAUACAUUUCAUAGUUAUAAAAAGUUUAAUGUGAAAGAACAACUGUCAGUGUUGAUUAUAAUUCGUUUGGAAUGUCUUUCAGGCAAUGUUAACAUCCACAUCAUCAGAGAAAGAAUGUCUUGGGAACAGGCUUUGGACUACUGCAAGAAUAACCAUGAUGGACUGCUGCGUAUUGAGACAGAAGAUGACCUAAAGGUGAUCCAGCAUACGUUAAAUGUGUCUAAUUUAACUGGUCAUGUGUGGGUGGGUCUGAGACAGAGCCGUCUUUUUGGGUUCUGGGUCUGGACCAAUGGGCUGCCAGUGGGGUGGAGUAACUGGGAGGGAGAUUGGCAGCCUGAACAGCCUCUUUCCCAUCACUGUGGUGCCAUGGCAAUGGUAGCAGGAUACAAGUGGAGUCAUCAGAACUGUCUGUCCAAGCACUACUUUAUUUGUGAGGAGUAAUCAUACAGAUGGAAAGAGGCCUCAUCAUUGUAUCUGUGCCAUUAUGGCGUCUGUGACAGCAUGGCCAGAGCCAUUGAGGAUAUCUAAAUUUUGGAGUAGUAAAUUUUUCUUUUUAACUAUUGGCUGAUCCCUCCUGAUGAUGUGGUUGCACAUGACUCCAACAGGGUCACAAGGAGGGAAUAGCCAAUGAAGUUGGUAGUCCCACCCAGUUUACUAUAUUAAAAUGGUGGAAGUCCUCAAUGGCGCUGCCCAUGCUAAAAUGGCCUUUUGGGCUCUAGAGGCCUCUAUCAUUCUUUAUGGGAGUGAUACAUUUGCACCUUGUACAUAUUUUGAUUGACAUGUUGUUUUUAGGUAAUUGCUCAUUGAAAUUAUAUUUCCAAUGUCUUGUAAUGUUUAAGCUUACAGCAUGCAAUGUAA